This is a messenger RNA of Cherax quadricarinatus, 1188 nucleotides long. NCBI's taxonomy places the organism in Eukaryota, Metazoa, Arthropoda, Malacostraca, Decapoda, Parastacidae. The record is from RefSeq and is a predicted model, not a curated record.
AUGCUACAGCAGCAGCAGACAUGCUACACACCAGAGAUGCCCCACAGCGCAGCAGAUGGGACACAGCAGCAGCAGCAGCGACAGGCAGCACCUGACAGUGCAGAGCAGCUGACGGAUAACGACAAACCAGAGGAGUGUAAAGUGUGCUUUAACAAUUAUGAUGAAGAGCUACAACGACCACGCACUCUGCCGUGUGGUCACACAUUCUGCUCUCAGUGUAUUGAAGAUACAAUUAAGAAUGCUCAGCUCACCUGCCCCAGCUGCCGUGCUGAGCACAGUGCCACAGAUGCUACUCAAUUCCCAAUCAGCUACACUAUGGAGGCUGUGAUAAAGAAACUCAGAAGUAUCCAGGUUACAUCAGUGGGAACAAUGUCAACAAAAUGUGGUCAAGACCGCACAAGAGGCAUCAGCAAGAAGUUACAGUCUUUGGUACAGGAACACAAGAGCAGUAUCAGUAACCUUAUAAGUGAGUGUGAAGAAGAACUGUCCCAGCUGAGCAAGUACCAGGGGCAGGUGAGGGACUGGAAGACCCAGCAUCACCAACUGCAGGACAGACUCUAUGAUCUGCUGGAGCAGAACAAGGCAGCAAUAGAGCUCCUGGAACAGGAGGAUACCAGUGUACUGACAAUGACAACAGAAGGUGAGUCAGGAAAGAAGCAGCUGCAGAUCAUGCUGGAGAACCUCAACACAGUCAACACUGCACAGGAGGUCUUCACAACCACUGUUGAAGCUGAUCACUACAAUGUGGAGGUUGAAGAUUGGAUCCAGAAGUGUCAGGAACUCUUCCCAGAUGUCAACACUGUCUACACCUCAGUAAAGGUACAGGAGACCAUUAAGAAGGCCCUGGACACCAUCACCACAGAGACAGGUGCCACAACUGCCACUGUUCUCCAGGGAGACUCAGCCACCACCAUCAUGGAGAAAGUUAAGAUAAUUAUUGGUGAAAGCCCUCCAGCGACAUUAACUGUUGAUCAUCUUCGUGGGAUGAGUGAGAGCAUCAAGAGGCUGGUGGAGGCUGGCCUGGUGUUUGGUGUCCAGCAAGACCAAGAUGACCUCUGCUACUCCAGGAUAACUUUACAAGAUGGUCAAACUGUAUCUCCAUGGCAUCCAGGAUUUUCCCUCGUGGUGAUCCAGAAGUUGGGAAGAGACAGGAGCAACCUGCUGGAAAACCGGGGUUUGUGUAAUUGA